Sciurus carolinensis (gray squirrel) is the source of this 4906-nucleotide messenger RNA. RefSeq names its product phospholipase C eta 2 (gene Plch2). Gene Ontology annotation, biological process: phosphatidylinositol-mediated signaling; lipid metabolic process. The transcript has 23 exons. The coding region runs from base 330 to 4652 and encodes 1440 amino acids. The record is from RefSeq and is a predicted model, not a curated record. Gene Ontology annotation, molecular function: calcium ion binding; phosphatidylinositol-4,5-bisphosphate phospholipase C activity. NCBI's taxonomy places the organism in Eukaryota, Metazoa, Chordata, Mammalia, Rodentia, Sciuridae.
UCCUGCAGCAGGAAGCUGGCUCUCAGCACCCGGCAGGCGCCAGUUUGAGACGGCGGCUGGAGCGGGUGCGGGCCUUAUGGGCUGGCGGUCGAGGGGCCUCAGCAGCCCAGCUGCCUCAGGAGAGCCUGGGUGGGGAGACCCCAAACCUGUGGGUGUGUGAUGAGCGGCAGGCCCAGACUCCCUCCCAGGCUCAGACUCUUCCAGACACCAGGGGCCCUGGGAGCAGAGGGACCUGAGAGCAGCUUCCUCCUGCCUCCUGCUGACUGCCAGCCCCCUCUGCUAAUCCCGGCCUGCUGCACCCACCACUGAGAGUCCUCCAUCCCUCUAGGAUGGCUCCCCCACCAGCAGGCCCCCUCAUCCUGGCUCCUCCCCCUGAAGACUCAGGACCCAAUCUGGACAAUAGGUGGCUUUUCCUGAGUGCCAAUGUCCUGCCUGUGGUGGAGCGGUGCAUGAGCGCCAUGCAGGAGGGGACCCAGAUGGUGAAGCUCCGAGGCAGCUCCAAGGGCCUGGUCCGCUUCUACUACCUGGACGAACACCGCUCCUGCCUCCGCUGGCGGCCCUCACGCAAGAACGAGAAGGCCAAGAUCUCCAUCGACUCCAUCCAGGAGGUGAGCGAGGGGCGGCAGUCCGAGAUCUUCCAGCGCUACCCUGACGGCAGCUUCGACCCCAACUGCUGCUUCAGCAUCUACCAUGGCAGCCACCGGGAGUCACUGGACCUGGUCUCGCCCAGUGGGGACGAGGCACGCACCUGGGUCACCGGCCUGCGCUACCUCAUGGCUGGCAUUAGUGAUGAGGACAGCUUGGCCCGCCGCCAGCGCACCAGGGACCAGUGGCUGAAGCAGACGUUUGACGAGGCCGACAAGAACGGGGACGGCAGCCUGAGCAUCGGGGAGGUCCUGCAGCUGCUGCACAAGCUCAACGUGAACCUGCCCCGGCAGCGGGUCAAGCAGAUGUUCAGGGAAGCGGACACAGAUGACCACCAGGGAACGCUGGGCUUUGAGGAGUUCUGUGCUUUCUACAAGAUGAUGUCCACCCGCCGGGACCUCUACCUCCUCAUGCUGACCUACAGCAACCACAAGGACCACCUGGAUGCUGCCGACCUGCAGCGCUUCCUGGAGGUGGAGCAGAAGAUGAAGGGAGUGACGCUCGAGAGCUGCCGGGACAUCAUCGAGCAAUUUGAACCCUGCCCAGAGAACAAGAGCAAGGGGGUGCUGGGCAUCGACGGCUUCACCAACUACACGCGGAGCCCGGCGGGUGACAUCUUCAACCCAGAGCACCACGGCGUGCACCAGGACAUGACCCGGCCACUGAGCCACUACUUCAUCACCUCCUCCCACAACACCUACCUGGUGGGCGACCAGCUCAUGUCCCAGUCCCGGGUGGACAUGUACGCCUGGGUCCUGCAGGCCGGCUGCCGCUGUGUGGAGGUGGACUGCUGGGAUGGGCCUGACGGGGAGCCCAUUGUGCACCACGGCUACACUCUGACCUCCAAGAUCCUCUUCAAAGACGUCAUUGAGACCAUCAACAAAUACGCCUUCGUGAAGAACGAGUACCCGGUGAUCCUGUCCAUCGAGAACCACUGUAGUGUUGUCCAGCAGAAGAAGAUGGCCCAGUAUCUGACUGACAUCCUCGGAGACAAGCUAGACCUGUCAUCAGUGAGCAGCGAGGAUGCCACCAAGCUUCCUUCUCCCCAGAUGCUCAAGGGCAAGAUCCUGGUGAAGGGGAAGAAACUCCCAGCCCACAUCAGUGAGGAUGCAGAGGCGGGCGAGGUGUCUGACGAAGACAGUGCCGAUGAGAUCGACGAGGACUGCAAGUUCCUCAACGGGGACGCCUCUACCAAUCGGAAGCGCGUGGAAAACAUCGCUAAGAGGAAGCUGGACUCUCUAAUCAAGGAGUCCAAGAUACGUGACUGUGAGGACCCCAACGACUUCACCAUCUCCACACUGUCCCCAUCUGGGAAACAUAGACACAAAGCAGAGGCCAAAAAGAGCAAGGCCGAAGAGGACAUGGAGUCUGGGGAGGAUGCCGGGGCCAGCAGACGGAACAACCGCCUCCUCGUGAGCAGCUUCUCCAAGCGCAAGAAAAAGGGCGGCAAGCUGAAGAAGGCAGCCAGCGUGGAGGAGGGGGACGAGGACCUGGACUCCCCAGGAAGCCAGAACCGAGGGACAGCCCGGCAGAAGAAGACCAUGCAACUCUCCCGGGCCCUCUCGGAUCUGGUGAAGUACACCAAGUCUGUGGGCACCCACGACGUGGAGACCGAGGUGGUGUCCAGCUGGCAGGUGUCGUCCUUCAGCGAGACCAAGGCCCACCAGAUCCUGCAGCAGAAGCCCGCGCAGUACCUGCGCUUCAACCAGCACCAGCUGUCCCGCAUCUACCCCUCCUCCUACCGGGUCGACUCCAGCAACUACAACCCACAGCCCUUCUGGAACGCGGGCUGCCAGAUGGUUGCCCUGAACUACCAGUCAGAGGGGCGGAUGCUGCAGCUGAACCGGGCCAAGUUCAGUGCCAACGGCAGCUGUGGCUACGUGCUCAAGCCCCCGUGCAUGUGCCAGGGUGAGGCAGCGGGCUGCGGUGGGCUCCUGCCGGACCCCAGCAGAGGCGUCUUCAACCCCAACUCUGAGGACCCCCUGCCUGGGCAGCUCAAGAAGCAGCUGGCCCUGAGGAUCAUCAGCGGACAGCAGCUCCCCAAGCCGCGGGACUCCAUGCUGGGCGACCGUGGGGAGAUCAUCGACCCCUUCGUGGAGGUGGAGGUCAUCGGGCUCCCCGUGGACUGCAGCAAGGAGCAGACCCGAGUGGUGGACGACAACGGGUUCAACCCCAUGUGGGAGGAGACCCUGGUAUUCACGGUGCACAUGCCAGAGAUCGCCCUGGUCCGCUUCCUCGUCUGGGACCACGAUCCCAUCGGGCGAGACUUCAUUGGCCAGAGAACGCUGGCCUUCAGCAGCAUGCUGCCAGGCUACCGGCACGUGUACCUGGAGGGGAUGGAAGAGGCCUCCAUCUUUGUGCAUGUGGCUGUCAGUGACAUCAGCGGUAAGGUCAAGCAGGCUCUGGGCCUAAAAGGCCUAUUCCUCCGAGGCCCAAAGCCAGGCUCACUGGACAGUCAUGCUGCUGGGCAGCCCCCACCCCGGCCCUCCGUUAGCCAGCGGCUCCUGCGGCGCACGGCCAGUGCUCCAACCAAGAGCCAGAAGCCGGGCCGCAAGGGCUUCCCAGAGCUGGCCCUGGGCACGCAGGACGCUGGCUCGGAGGGGGCAGCCGAUGAUGUGGUACCCCUCAGCCCUGGUCCUGCUCCUGAGGCCUUGGUGUGCGAGGGGCCCAGCAGCAGCAGCCCGCGAGAUGCCUGCCCCUUCUCCCUGCAGCGGUCCAUCUCCCCCCUGUGCAGCCUGGAAACCAUUGCUGAGGAGCCAGCCCUGGGCCCUGGCCCCCCACCACAGGUGGCCAACUCCACCAGCUCCCGCAGGGAAGGGCCCCAGUGCCCUGCAGGACCCGGAGCCAAAGUGGUCAGAGCACCAAGAACAGCUUUGGGAGCUUCUGAGCCCCUCCAGCUCAGAACCAGGGACGACGGGAACAGUGAAGAGCCCCCCAGAAAGUCACACGAGGGCACCAGUGGGGCACGCCUGGGGUCCCCUGUCAGCCAGGCGCACAGCAAGAGCCACCCCCAGGCCCUGGGUCCCCUGCCCAUGGUCAGAAGAGCUAAGAGUGAGGGCCGGGUGCUGCUGGAGCCCCUGGGUCCCUGGCAGCCCCUGGCUGGGCCCUCCCCCACCCCAGCCGUACACUCAGACGCCACAGGCAGUGACCGGCUGUGGCAGCGUCUGGAGCCAGGCAGCCACCGUGACAGCGUGUCCUCGUCCUCCAGCAUGUCUUCCAGCGACACCGUCAUCGACCUCUCCCUGCAGAGCCUGGGCCUGGGCCGCAGCCGGGAGAGCCUCGCUGGGGUCCCGCUUGGACGGCUACCCCCACGGCCCUGCUCAGCCUCAGCUGCUGGCCCUGCUGACCUGCCUCCUGUGACCAAAAGCAGAUCAAACCCCAACCUGCGGGCCCUGAGUCAGCUGGCUCCCAUAUCCGACGGGCUGCGGCCCCGGCCCCUCGCCCCGCGCCCACCUGGCGUCCAGCCCCGGCCCCCCUGGGGCCGCCUCACCCUGGUGGGCUUGCAGGACUGCUCCGCCGCUGUGAAGUCCAAGAGCCUGGGGGAUCUGACUGCCGACGACUUUGGCCCCGGCUCUGAGGGCAGUGCCCGCAGCCUGAGCCACAGCCUCGGCGCCCCAGGCCGGGCUGGGCAGGUGCUGCGUCCAGACGCACUGACACAGCAGCUGCGCUGGCUCGUGGGCUGCGGGCAGGCCGGGGACACGGCAUCGCCCGCCAGUGUGGGCCCACCCGGGGAGGGGCCGGUGGGGUGCCCCGGCUUCCUGCGGCGGUCCUCCUCCCGCAGCCAGAGCCGCGUGCGGGCCAUAGCCAGCCGGGCCCGCCAGGCCCAGGAGCGGCAGCAGCGGAUGCGGGGCCUGGGUCCACGGGGACCUCCGGAGGAAGAGCGGGGCACUCCCGAGGGCGCCUGCUCCGUGGGCCACGAGGGCUUUGUGGACAUGCCCGCCCCCUCCAAGGGGGCCCUGGAGCAGGCGUCCAGUGCUGCUGACAGCCUGCUCCUGCUGCGGCUCUGACCUGGCCCUGUGUGGGCCCAGCUGCCCUCCCCACUGUCCACUGGGAACCCGAGGGACAGAUCGGAGUGCCCAGCAUUUGCUCAGGAAAUGGAGCAGCCAGGUCCUCAGCUGCUGCGUCCCCCUGGCUCCUGGGCAGAAGGGCCUGCAGCUGCCCAGGGCCCCAGCAGAAGCCUCGAGCUGGCCGUGCCGGCAGUUUCAGUUUGAGCUCUAGAGAUUUGCGUUUUUAGAAGUAAACUCGUACCACAUGAAAGUGA